AUGCGGGAGGCGGCAACCAUUACUACUUCGUCUCUUGUGGACACAUCUUCUGUAGAAAUUGCUGCGCAAAAGGCGCCGAACUUGCAAAAGCCGCCACUUGUUUGCUCUAACCUCUUCCGACCUUUGAAAGAUGUCGCACAAGAAUGUAUGACAGAGAUGCAACGUGUGAUCGAGUUCCAACAGCGUCACAAGAAUGGUCUCGUGCGACACUUCUCUUACAAGGACCAGAAAGCCGUCACUUUUGCAAAAUCGGUGCGCUGUGAACUCGAAAAGCAAAAAGGAAGAGAACAGCAGUUUGUCAAAGAGCGAACAGAGCUGCAGAAACGCGUGGAAAAACUGCGCAAAGAGAACGAACAGCUGAAGAAUCAAAUGGAACGUAUGCGCCAGCAGCCUUCACCCCAAACAGAUUACAUGUCAACUGCGCCAGAUUCGGGCCUUGGAACAAACGACUCCCUCUCAUUGUCAUUUAUUGAGACGGUGACGAGCACUCCAAUUAUAGAACAAGGCCCAAAUACACGUCGACAUCUUGCAGCCGCCUUUCAAAUUAGCAGUGGAGCUGUGUCAUCGCCAAUAUGCUCCGUAAAUCGGCUUUUAACAACACCGGCAAUGCUUGGCCUCUCAAAAACUCCACAUACCUUCCACACACAGGAACUUAUUGCACCACGAUCAGCAGCGCCCUAUGAGAAGAUUGGACUCUCGGGUGGAAUGCGAAUCGUUGAAGAAAGAAGAGUGCUCACCGAUCGUCGUCCCAAAUCCAAGAAACAAAAUGGCUCGCGUGGACAAGACUCGGACGACUAUAUGGAUGGAAUCGGC
This is a messenger RNA of Mesorhabditis belari, 813 nucleotides long. The record is from the annotation of a GenBank genome assembly. Lineage: Eukaryota; Metazoa; Nematoda; Chromadorea; Rhabditida; Rhabditidae.